Molecule: messenger RNA, 3492 nt
Organism: Acyrthosiphon pisum (pea aphid)
Lineage: Eukaryota; Metazoa; Arthropoda; Insecta; Hemiptera; Aphididae
Product: GRIP and coiled-coil domain-containing protein PFC0235w
Exons: 21
Coding region: 358-3048 (896 amino acids)
Biological process (GO): peptidyl-glutamate ADP-deribosylation
Source: RefSeq, a predicted model, not a curated record
UACUCGUUUCCACACUUCGUUGUCGCCACUCGCCGAACCGCCGAAGUACCGGACGCCGCCGGACCGCACGACCGUUGUGAACCGUUUGCUACUUUCUUCGUUUUAUACCGCGUUGGCGCACUAUAGCCUGGUACUAUGGUUUGGUACUAACCUCGUCUGUGCUGGUGUAGUCGUAAACCGCAGUUAUACGUUUUUCGUCACCGUCCGUUCGUCGUCCACGCGUGCCUGUUCCUGGUCAUUCCGAUUGCUGUUCUGCGCUCGCCACGUUUUCCCCAGAACGGAAGCGUCGAAGCGACCGAGUGGCGAUCUCAAUCCACGUUGAAGCGACAGACCCCGCGACUAGAAUCCACGAACGCCAUGGCGGAUGCUACGCACAAAACAUUAUCGGAUGGAGUUAAACGUUGGAAAUCGAUCUAUAGUUACUUGAACUUGAUGAAGUACAUGCUAAGAAUUUUCUGCUAUUUUGCGGCAGUUGUGAUGUUCCAGAUUAGUUCAUUUUUAGAAGUUUUAUCUGAUUAUCUUAAAUCAACUGAAAAGGCAGAAGAUUCACAUGAGAAAACUAUUGAAAAAAGGUGCGAUGCUAAUUCUUUUUCUAAUCAAACCAAUAAAAAUGAAGAACUAAAAGAAGUAUUUAAAGUUAUCAAUGAUACGGUUAAUGAAUUAAUAGACAGAGAGUGCGAUUUGCAUUCCAAUCACAUGGAUAAAAAUGAAGAACAAAAAGGAGAAAAUAAAGUUAUUGGUGAUAUUGCGAAUGGAUUAAUAGACAAUGUGACUGAAGGGUGUAAUGGUCAAUCCGUUUUUGACUGUAAUAAAGUUGCAGAGCAAAAAAUAGUAAAUGAAGCUAAUGCUAAUAUUGUAAAUUGCAAAUUAAAUGAAGAGUGUGAUUCUCAGUAUUAUGAUGGAGUUGAACAAAAACCUACGUCUCAAAUUCCUGGAAAAUCGAGAGAAAUUACUAAUUCUGAAAACAGCGAAGAAAAAGUUAAAGAAGAAAUUACUACUUCCGAGGACAUUGGAUCUGCAAGAGUUAAAAAAAGACAACCUAUCAAAAAUACUGCAAUGUUACUAAUAACUAAAACAAUAAAUGAAAACAAAUUAAUGGACAAACGAUUCAAGUUUAAAACCAAAUACGACAAAGACAAAAUGUCAAAUAAAGAAACACCUAAUGGAAAUCCUUAUCAGGACAAAGAUAACAUUUUUACAAACAAAUCUGAUAGUUUUAAAAGCGAAAACAAACUGUCAUUAAAUAAUGAACCUGAGAAAACUGAUUGUUUUGAAGUAGCUAACAAUAGCAAUAGUAAAGACACUUCUAUUGGUAGUGCAUCAAUGUAUAAGAAUGAUAGCAAAAACCUUGAUAUCCAUAAAAAUAUAGAACCAAUGGAAAAUCAAUACAAAAUCAAUGGGAAUCAAAAAUUGGUCACAAAAAAUAACGUUGAUCACCGGGAAAAUGAUGAUGGUAAUGAAAGCAGAAGUCCGAUUACAAAGACUGAAAUAAUAAUCAACGAAAAUAAUGGUGAACUCUUGAAAAAUCACAAUGAUUAUGAAAAUAAAGAACCAAUUACAACAACUGAAAAUAUGAUCACAAAAAAUAAUGAUGUCCACUGGAAAGAUUUUGAUAAUUAUACGAAUAGUGAAUCAAAUACAAAGUCUGAAAAUAUGAUCACAUCAAAUAAUGGUAGAUGCUGGGAAAAUGAUGAUGGUAUUGAGAACAGAAAACCGACUUCAAUGACUGAAAAUAUGAUCACAUCAAAUAAUGGUGAAUGUCAGGAUAAUUAUGAUGGAAAACCGAUUUCAAAGACUGAAUAUAUGACCACCAAAAAUAAUACUGAACGCUGGGAAAAUAACAAUAGUCAUGAAUACAAAAAACCUAUUACGAAGACUGAAAAGAAGAUCUUAAAUAUAUUUGAAGUGAAGGAUGACAUCUUUGGUUUGCCUUCUAAAUUUUCUCUAGCACAUUGUGUUUGUGAAGAUUUUCAUAGUUCUAUGGGCAUGACAGCUGAAUUUAAAUACAAAUUUGGUAAAAUUGGUGCAUUAAUGGAUCAACAGUUACGUGUGAGCGACGUUGGUCAUAUUAUACAUAAUGAGCAACAUGUAUUUUAUAUAGUCAUAAAAAGAAAAAUGAAUCAAAGACCAUUAUUAUCUACCUUAGAAAUAGCAUUGUGUAAUUUACGUAAUAAAAUGAAUGACCUUAAAUUAACAAAAUUGGCAAUCCCAAAAUAUGGAUUAGACUCAUUCAAUAUAGUAGAUGUGAAGGAAGUGAUUUCAAAAAUAUUUACAUUAUCCGAUAUUGAAGUCACUAUAUGUCUGGCUUCAUCAAAAUUUGAAAUAGAACAUUUUAUUCCUCCGAAAGUAAAUUAUACAUUUAAACAAUUGUGGGAGAUGGAGAAACAAACCGAUAUAAUAAUAUUUAUAAAUAUGAAAACAGUGUAUUCAGAGAAUUGGUAUGACGAAGUUGUUGAACGUAUCAAUACUAAAUACCCAUUUAAAGAGAGAUUAUUAAAAGAUAUUAAUAUUAAACCAAUGGCUCAUGGUGAUUUUCUGAUGUACAAAAUUGACACUGAAAUAUUGUUUUGUGUAUUCAUUAAACCUUUUGAUCAAUAUUCAGCGUACUUUAGAUGUCUUGAAAAAGCUUUUCAAGAGAUGAAAUCACAUUUAACUGGUUAUAGAUAUUUGGGAGUUCAACAAGAGCCAUAUACUUAUAAGCCUAAUCAACUCACUUUAUCACGUUGUUUGGCUAUACUAAAAUCAGUUUUUAGUAAUCAAAAUGCUGAAAUUUGGAUUUGCGGUGAUACUGAACAACAUAAAGCACAUCAUUAUCAACAAUAUAAAAAAAUUGUUAACGAUGCUAUUGAGCCGAAUCCAAAACGAAAUUCAAAAACAAAUACUAAGUCUAAAAAUAGACCAGAAAAAAAGAGACAUGGUAAUAACAGUAGACAUGAUUUAUCAGAAAAACAUUACAGUAACAACAUAUCAGAUGUAAACUCUGUUACAUAUCUAAACCAAGAACAAAUAUCUGUCGAUAAUUACAAAACAGAAAAUUGGGAUAACUGAUCAUUUUAUACAUAUUAUUUUAUCCAUUUUAUUAACAAUUAAUAUUUUGUUAUAUUAAUUUAUUUUUACUGAUAUUACUCUUCUGAGUAUUAAAUUAAUUAAAAGUAUGAUAUGUUGUUUCACAAUAUAUAUAUAAGAGAAAAAACUUUUAAAACAAUUCAACAAUUUAUCGUUUUUAGUGUUUUCCCUGAAGGUAAAUCAUUAAUUCGUUACAUUUUUAAAAAUUAUAUAUAUAUAUUUUUUUUUAUUGAUAUCAAAAUUGUUGUUAUUUUUCGGUUUAUCUGAUUUAUGUUUACAUUUUCUCUCGAGUUGUUUUUAAAUAUUGGUUAAAAUUUUUUUUUUUCAGUUCAAUAUUUCUAAUUGUAACCCUUAGCUUAUGAAUAUUAGUAGUUUUAAAAAUUAAAAUAUUGUUAUGAUGUAAAUACACAAAGUAUAUAGCAUAAA